This is a messenger RNA of Theobroma umbraticum, 2501 nucleotides long. RefSeq names its product exocyst subunit exo70 family protein B1 (gene EXO70B1). Gene Ontology annotation, cellular component: exocyst. Gene Ontology annotation, molecular function: phosphatidylinositol-4,5-bisphosphate binding. The record is from RefSeq and is a predicted model, not a curated record. Lineage: Eukaryota; Viridiplantae; Streptophyta; Magnoliopsida; Malvales; Malvaceae. Gene Ontology annotation, biological process: exocytosis.
UUUCUUUCCUCGCUUUAUCUGCUUUUUUCAAACCGCGUUUCCCAAGGUCUUUUCCGUCAUAUCACUUUCACUCGCCCUCCAUUCCCUCUCAAAACCCAGCCCUGCUCUCUUCUCUUCCUACGCCUCUUCUUCUGCUCUCCUUUCCUUUCCCUUCCCUUCCCUUCCCUUCAAGUUUUUACUAACCCAAAACGCGGCUGGGUAUUACGUUUUUGAUGAACUAAGAGUAGAGCUGUAGAAGCAGAGUUUAAGAGAGAAGAAGAAAGAGAGCAAAAAAGGGGUUGCUGUUUUUUUUUUUUUAUUUGAUGGCGGAGAACGGUGAAGAGAAGCUGUUGGCGGUGGCGAGGCAUAUAGCCAAGACGCUGGGGCAGAACGAUACCAUGGCGGACGAUAUUUUGCAGAUCUUUUCCAACUUCGACGGGAGGUUUUCUCGCGAGAAGUUGUCUGAGAAAAUGGGUGACGACGACCCCCGUGGUUGCGCCACGCUGGAGCGGACCCUCAAUUCUUUGGACCGUCAGAUCUCCCAAUACGUGGCGGCUGAUCAUCCCAUCUGGGCUGACACAGCUGAUUCCUCCGCCUUCCUUGACGCUAUUGACGAGUUGAUUGGCAUGAUCAGGGACUGGAGCGCCAUGGCCGCUGAGAAAUCCGUCGGCGCGUGUCUUGUACGAGCUGACGACUUGAUGCAGCAGGCCAUGUUCCGCGUCGAGGAUGAGUUCAGGUCUCUGAUGGAGCGAGGCGCUGAGUCGUUUGAACUGCGUCGGAACAACCACGAGUCAACAGGAAACUUAUUGACCGAUUCAGACGACGAAAAUGAAGAGAACGAAGAAGGAAUUCUUCACAACGGUGCGGAUCUCGAUGACCAGAUCCCCUUAGCUCAGCCGUUAACGGACUACGACAUCGUAAUCGACGCGCUCCCGUCGGGAACCAUCAACGACCUCCACGAGAUCGCCAAGCGCAUGGUGGCCGCAGGGUUCGGAAAAGAAUGCUCUCACGUGUACAGCACGUGCCGAAGAGAGUUCCUUGAAGAGAGCAUCUCAAGGCUUGGGUUGCAAAAGCUGAGCAUUGACGAAGUCCAGAAAAUGCCCUGGCAAGAGCUCGAAGACGAGAUUGAACGCUGGAUCAAAGCCGCAAACGUCGCGCUUCGCAUCCUCUUCCCGAGCGAACGCCGCUUAUGCGAUCGCGUCUUUUUCGGAUUCUCCUCCGCAGCUGAUCUUUCCUUCAUGGAAGUCUGCCGUGGCUCCACCAUUCAGUUACUUAAUUUCGCUGACGCCGUUGCUAUCGGGAGCCGGUCACCGGAGAGACUUUUCAAAGUUCUCGACGUGUUCGAGACUUUGCGUGACUUGAUGCCUGAAUUUGAUUCCGUGUUCUCGGAUCAGUACUGUUUGGUUCUUAGAAACGAAGCCGUUACCAUUUGGAAGAGAGUAGGAGAAGCAAUCAGAGGGAUAUUCAUGGAAUUAGAGAAUUUGAUUCGGCGGGACCCUGCUAAGGCGGCUGUUCCUGGUGGCGGACUUCACCCAAUCACACGUUACGUAAUGAAUUAUCUCCGGGCGGCGUGUCGUUCACGACAGACGUUGGAACAAGUUUUUGACGAAAGUAAUGUGGUUGUUCCAUCAAAUAAGCUUGACGAUAGAGGGUCAUCUUCGUCUUCUAUGUCGGUUCAGAUGGCGUGGAUUAUGGAGCUUUUGGAGAGUAAUUUGGAGGCGAAGUCCAAGAUUUACAGGGACUCUGCUUUGUGCUCUGUUUUCAUGAUGAAUAAUGGAAGAUAUAUCGUAAAAAAAGUGAAGGAUAGUGAGUUGGGCUCACUUCUGGGUGAUGAUUGGAUCCGAAAACACAAUGCAAAAGUCCGGCAAUACUGUACGAAUUAUCAGAGGAGUUCGUGGAAUAAGAUUUUGGGAACACUAAAGCUUGACAACACCUCCUUGGCUUCGAAUGCGGUUGCCAAGUCCAUGAAGGAGAAGAUCAAGUCUUUCAAUUCGCAAUUUGAGGAGGUAUGCAAAACUCAGUCUACAUGGGUUGUAUUCGAUGAGCAGCUGAGAGAAGAGUUGAGGAUUUCAGUGUCUAGACUUUUGCUACCAGCCUAUAGAAACUUCAUUGGGAGGUUCCAAUGUAUUCCUGAAAUCGGGAGGAAUGCUGACAGGCUUAUCAGGCACGGGCCGGAGGAUAUCGAGGCUAGGAUUAGUGACUUGUUUGAGGGAGGCAGUGGAUCAUCCGGUGGCAGAAAGUAGAAGGUAAGCUGCAGCUAGUGCAAGUUGAAGGAUUCUUUUUGUGUUUGUGUGGAUGGUAGUCUAAACUGAUUUGCCAAUCUGGCGCUAGGUGUUUGGUAUGUAUUUAGCACAAAUUUUCCUCUUCUAUUUGUGAAUUAAAAAAUCAUGGAUAGACAGUCUGCUUGUGUUAAUCAGAAGAUAUUCUGGUUUCGAGGUGAGUUAUAAUGUUGCAGUGCUUUCUUCAAAUCCUGUAUAUAGCAAACUAUCAUAUGAGGAAUUCUUAUUCUUGUUUUACAGGUA